Messenger RNA from Dermacentor silvarum, 1156 nucleotides. RefSeq lists its product as uncharacterized. The record is from RefSeq and is a predicted model, not a curated record. The coding region runs from base 447 to 791 and encodes 114 amino acids. NCBI's taxonomy places the organism in Eukaryota, Metazoa, Arthropoda, Arachnida, Ixodida, Ixodidae. The transcript has 4 exons.
UUCGGUGGUAACGCGCCAAGAAGGCGUAUCCCAUUGAUGCAACAGAAGAGGUUGGUUCGCGACGGUGUCUCGAGCGGCGUAUGUGAACGAUGGCGUGUCGCUUUGAGGAAAAAAAAAAAAUCAUGAGCCAUUCCACUCUGUGAAGGUGGAUGACCUGCGAAGCUGUUUAGCACGUAGGCGCGCCACUGGAAGCCGCGUAGCGGCGGCCGUUGGAACCGCAGGCGGGCCUCGUGCGCAGAGGUGAAGUGCGUGCAUGCGAUUUGCCGCUUGUGCGCGUACCGGAUAGUUACUUCUGCGGUGACAGUGUGUGCAAGGGAAUCGCACUGUGUAAUAGUGGACGUGUGUCCGACGUCACGGCUGUCCGGGACGCGACUUUCCAAUUGCUAGUAGGUACAGCUGGGGCGUGGCACUGCGGGUCACGUGACUUCCGCUUAACACGUCUUGUCAUGGCAAUCGUGGAGCUCCUAGGCACUGCGGGUCACGUCCGGGACGACAUUGUCUCCAUACGCGCCAAGUGUUUGCCGCAGACGAGCAUCGACAAGCUUGCCUACGAUGUGGAGCUCAUCGCAAGCCACCUGAAAGCCGUCCUCAAGACCAUGGUGAUUAGGGACUCUCCAGAGUGCUACAUUAACCAGGUUAGGUUCCUUUACGACGCUGUCCAGCCGCCUGACAUGGGGCUGAAAUGCGGCAACUUCUUCAAGCUUGACACGCCGCUCGUUGUGACGAUGGCUGGCGCAAUAAUCACCUUCGCCGUCAUUCUCGUACAGACGGUGGACCAAGCUCGAAACUAGCUUCAGUUAUUACAAGACGUUGCGCGAACGCCUGAUGUCACAUUUCGUCCGAGGCGACAGCGCUUUUACUGAUAUUUUUUUUUGUCUUGCCACACUUCUCUGUGCUAACGAUAUUGAAAUUUUGCAAGCGUCUGCACGUGUACACUAGCGUCUACGUAUAUUUUCGAACUUCUCGACCAAUGUCCGCUCGUAUAUGAAAGGCGCCGUCAAAGCUGUUUUUCUCCGCAACGUAAAUAUUUGUGGGAAAAAACACCCGUCUUCAAUUUUCGGUUGUCAAUAAGCGACUACCGUGCUCACAAUGACUCUUUGUUUCUACAAAAGCACACUUGCUAAACGUAUCUGCCAGCACUGCGCCUGUAACGGUA